CUAUCACAAGUCACCACCAGUUUGUGUUUUCCACCGUCGUGUCGUCGGAUGCAUAUCAUGAAAUUCAUCGUCGAAACGGACAGAAUCCGUUCGAUGUUACAACUGUUUGGAACUAUUAAAACCAGUCCGAUCGUUCUAUCUGUUAAAGCCAUCGCAUGUGAAGGAACUGUAACUGUAACCGUAAGGUUGUAAAAAAAAUUUACCAGUUACCGUCGAUUAUUCUCCGUGCGCCAGAGGAACAAUCGACUAUGAUUGGCCAGUUUUCUUACGGUUACUUACAGUUAAAAUUCUUCCACGUGCAGUGGCUUUUACUUCGUAGCAUAUGCGGUUAGGUUAAACUGACCACUCCCUACUUACCACUCCCACUCCACGAUGGAUCCUACGAUUGAGAGUAGUCGGGUAGUAAAAGUCUGUGUAAUGUGAAGCUGCGUAAUAGUGUAAUAUCAAUGAAUAGAACAGCCGAUAUCGAAGCUGGUGAGCGACGCAGUGUAUCACCAUACACAGAGAACAUCUCAUUCGUGGUUGCGAAACUGCGAAGCAACAUAUCGAGCCACGCAAUGGAGCAUCACGUGGCGAAAGUGGACCUUCUGGUCCACUUCAUCUUUCUACCUGAUUUCUGCCGAAAUGGUUGCGGACUUGGAAAGGCUUGCGAGGUUCUCUCGGCAGACCCACAGACCCGGGAAGACUUCUAUUUGAGCAUUAUCAUGGAUCAACGGAAUCUCGCCCACGAGAAAAAAUGCAGAGACAAAGGAAAGCACGAUCGUCCCUAUAGAGGAAAAUAUUACAACGAGCGUUACCAACAGCUUCGACCACACUACUGUAAAAUCGCUAGUCGAUCGAUUAGUUGUCAUAAAAUUUCUAUAGAAAAUCGAUAGUCCAUUGUACAGGUUUCUGUAGUAUAAAAUACAAGGUACAAGGAACACGGUAAAUUGUUCCUUCAAAUUUACUACUACGAUGCAUUCUACGAAUCACUACGAGAUUAUUAAUCAUCAUAUAAAGUGACAACAAAUUCUUAUUCGCGUAUUACGUAAGAUAACAAAUAUAAACGUGCACUGGGAAAUACUUGUGCUGGGUGCUGCGGCUGUUGUCUCGUUGCGAAAAGCGUUAAUCAAACAUAAGUAUUAUGAUUUCAAGAUGUGGCCCUAUUAACCAUCACGCAUCUAACAUAGUUAUCGAAGCACCACGUUUGUCAAUAGAUAUUUUAAGUUGUGUCCAGGUGUCCAAGUAAAUAUAUUCAUAGAAUAUUCAUCGUUCGACGUGGUCGGGAUGUUUGUCGGAUGGGCUGAAAUCAUGACACUUCUACAAAUCGUAUGCUUUGUAAAUUUGUAAAUGUCGUAGAUAUUUUGCCGCGAUGCAUUUACCGACGUAGUCUCACGGGUGCAUAACAUGUUUGUUUGGUAACUUAAGGUAAACUCGGAAAUUGCGUGGUCGAGUGAUGAACAGAUCGUCGCAGCCUUUGCUGUUUGCAACAAGAAUAUCUGCUUAGAGUACAUGCAUACGCUAUGCUUUAUGCGAUAAUUAGAUCUCUCUAUUCAUUGAACAAUCGUAUCCGAAAAUCUCAACUUGAUAUUUAUUACAAGAGGGCUGUACAUAUUUAAUUUUCAUUGCCGAAGGCUUUUACACGACGAUAAACAACGCGCCUAGGCAAACUGAUCGUUUCGACUCGCGAUGUAUGACGGACGAUUUUGUCCGAAAUGAUUUACUUUAAAUCACCGAUAUUCUCUUUGUGUGUGUGUGUGUGUGUUUGUGUGGGUGCGUGCGUGCGUGCGUGCGCAUGGGACAUGUGUGUGCGAGCGUGCGUGCAUGAGUGCGUGCGUGCUUGCUUAUUUGCUUGCUUGCUCGUAUGCGUGCAUCAAGUGCUUCAAAAUUUGAAAUGGUGACAAUAAGUAAUAUUUUUAUAAUUACGUAUAAAAAAAUUAUAACUUAAUAUGUAUUAUAAUUACGUAUAAAAAAAUGUAUUGGAACUUUAAUGCAUAUCUUGGCAUAUCGAGAUGGUAUAAUAUAUCGACAAUUUGUAAUAAAUAAAGUUGCACACAUAUAUAAUUUUCUCCUA
Harpegnathos saltator (Jerdon's jumping ant) is the source of this 2053-nucleotide messenger RNA. RefSeq lists its product as uncharacterized. The record is from RefSeq and is a predicted model, not a curated record. The transcript has 2 exons. Bases 447 to 875 code for a protein of 142 amino acids. NCBI's taxonomy places the organism in Eukaryota, Metazoa, Arthropoda, Insecta, Hymenoptera, Formicidae.